Molecule: messenger RNA, 1443 nt
Organism: Carlito syrichta (Philippine tarsier)
Lineage: Eukaryota; Metazoa; Chordata; Mammalia; Primates; Tarsiidae
Gene: LRRC3B
Product: leucine rich repeat containing 3B
Exons: 2
Coding region: 342-1121 (259 amino acids)
Molecular function (GO): protein binding
Source: RefSeq, a predicted model, not a curated record
GAUCUCCCUCCCCGGGAGCCAACAAACCUCCCCGCGACAAUCUGAGUGCGUUGGCCUCUUGGGCGGUGACUGAAUGGUCAGAUCAUGGACCAGAGAUGCUUCUCUUGGCUCUAAGAGGACUACAGUCCCCUCCCUUCUUUGGAACCCGCUUGGUUCUACACCCCUUCACCUCCGCAGCCAGGUGCCCAAGCAAGGCCAGGAAUAAUGAAGAGACCCAUGUGGUAGUUGCAGCCUUUUGAACCACGAGAGAAGGAAAUCAACAGUGUAGACAGGGCUGGAACCAUUGCCACGCUUGUUGGAGUAAAUGAGGAAUGGGUUCAUGAUUAUGCUGACAUUCCAGCAUGAAUCUGGUAGACCUGUGGUUAACCCGUUCCCUCUCCAUGUGUCUCCUCCUACAAAGUUUUGUUCUCAUGAUACUGUGCUUUCAUUCUGCCAGUAUGUGUCCCAAGGGCUGUCUAUGUUCUUCCUCUGGAGGUUUAAAUGUCACCUGUAGCAAUGCAAAUCUCAAGGAAAUACCUAGAGAUCUUCCUCCCGAAACAGUCUUAUUGUAUCUGGACUCCAAUCAGAUCACAUCUAUUCCCAAUGAGAUUUUUAAGGACCUCCAUCAAUUGAGAGUUCUCAACCUGUCCAAAAAUGGCAUUGAGUUUAUUGAUGAGCACGCCUUCAAAGGGGUAGCUGAAACCUUGCAGACGCUGGACUUGUCCGACAAUCGGAUUCAAAGUGUGCACAAAAAUGCCUUCAAUAACCUGAAGGCCAGGGCCAGAAUUGCCAACAACCCCUGGCACUGCGACUGUACCCUACAGCAAGUUCUGAGGAGCAUGGCGUCCAAUCACGAGACAGCCCACAAUGUGAUCUGUAAGACCUCCGUGUUGGAUGAGCACGCCGGGAGACCAUUCCUCAAUGCUGCCAAUGAUGCUGACCUUUGUAACCUCCCUAAAAAAACUACUGAUUAUGCCAUGCUGGUCACCAUGUUCGGCUGGUUCACCAUGGUGAUAUCAUACGUGGUAUAUUAUGUGAGGCAAAAUCAAGAGGAUGCCCGGAGACACCUUGAAUACUUGAAAUCCCUGCCAAGCAGGCAAAAGAAAGCCGAUGAACCUGAUGACAUAAGCACUGUGGUAUAGUGUCCAAAUUGACUGGCAUUGAGAAAGAAAGUAGUUUGCAGUUGCAGUAGAAUAAGUGGUUUACUUCUCCCAUCCAUUGUAAACGUUUGAAACUUUGUAUUUCAGUUUCUUUUGAAUUAUGCCACUGUUGAGCUUUUAACCAACACUACAACAUGACAGAUACUUUUAGUUGAGGUGACCCAACCCUUAAUUGUACCCCCAGUGGUAUAUUCCUGAGUAAGCUACUAUCUGAUCAUUAGUUAGAUCCAUCCCACUAUUUAAUAAUGAAAUUUAUUUUUUUAAUUUAAAGCCAAAUAAAAGCUUAACUUUGAACCAUGGAAAA